AUGACAGAGAAAAAUAGUCCUCCAGCAGCAGUGGACCAAAUUAAAGCGUUGUCGCGGCCCUCUGGAGGUGCUGAAGGCAAACACCACAUUGUGAUAGUGGGGGCCGGUAUCAUAGGAGUGUGCACGGCGUACUACUUGACACGGCAUCCGUCAUUCGAUAAAUCGAAUUACCACAUCACGCUUCUGGAGUCUAAGCGGGUCGCUGGCGGCGCGUCCGGGAAGGCAGGCGGACUUUUGGCCACCUGGGCGUUCCCGCAGCAGAUUGUGCCUCUGAGUUUCCAACUGCACCAGGAGCUGAGCGACGAGUACAACGGGGAAACGCAGUGGGACUACCGGCGGCUGACAACGGUGUCGGUGGAGGCGGACGUGCAGAACGUGGCGGAAGAGGAGGAGGAUAACAAGGAGAGCAUCGGGGACAGUGCCAGCCACAAUGCGGGCUCUGCGUCGGACAAGAGCUCGAACAGCCGGUCGCACACGUUGGCGACGCGCAAGAAGACUCGCGACCCGCGCACCACGACGCCGAGCAGCAAGAAACGGUGCGCGAAAACCACGAGGAGCGAUCGCGGCGAGACUGGCCCCGACGGGGUGGACGAGGAAGACGAGGAAGACCAAGUGCCAGACGAAGGUGAAGAGGAGGACGAAGUAGAUGGGAGCGUCGACGACGAAUACGAGGCCGACGCCGACUCCGAGGCCGUGAGUUCGUCUCAGGCGCAAUCCGAUUCGGACUCUGACGAGAUUCAAGAGUCGUACGGAAUGAGCAGCGGUUCAGGUAGCAGCUCCAACGCUUCCAGCUUGCCCGAGGAUCUCAAUUGGAUCAGGACCCAGCUGGUGCGUGACUGGUCGUCCCUGGGUGGCACGGACUCCACCGCCCAGGUGCACCCUUACAAGUUCACGCAUUUCAUCUUGAACGAGGCCAUGAAAACUGGGGCAGUUGACCUUAUCCUGGGUAAAGUCAAAGAAAUCCACUUCGACGACAUGGGAUGUGCCUCCGGUGUCUCCUACAUUCCGACCUCCGACGAAUUUGAGGGUCAGCCCGAAACAACAGAAAUGCUGGGAGCCCAACAAGUCGUGUUGGCCAUGGGGCCUUGGACCUCCAAGAUUCUACCUGAUUGUCCAAUAUCGGGCCUAAGAGCCCAUUCCAUCACUAUCAAGCCAUCCACGGGCACUGUCUCCCCCUAUGCUAUCUUCACAGAGUUGAAAAUUGGCCGCAACAAGUACUUUUCUCCCGAAAUGUACGCGCGGAAAGAUGAAGUAUACGUUUGUGGCGAGGGUGACACUCUAGUCGAGCUACCCGAAACUACAGAUGCUGUGGAGGUUGUGCGCGAGAAGUGCGACGAAUUGUAUCACUACGUUUCCAAACUAUCUCCCAACCUGUCAAAGGGCCACAUUCUAAAAAGACAAGCCUGUUAUUUGCCCGUACUCAACGUUCCCACAAGCUCGGGACCAUUGAUAGGUGAAACAAACAUUGAAGGUUUGUACGUGGCUUCGGGUCAUUCGUGUUGGGGAAUCAACAACGCUCCCGGUACAGGUAAGAUCAUGAGUGAAGUUUUACUAGACGGUGUCGCGACUAGUGCCGAUAUCUCCGCACUGGACCCUGGCUUAUAUUUCGAUGCUAGCAUCUUGGAAUGA
Messenger RNA from Lachancea dasiensis, 1629 nucleotides. Lineage: Eukaryota; Fungi; Ascomycota; Saccharomycetes; Saccharomycetales; Saccharomycetaceae. The record is from the annotation of a GenBank genome assembly.